AAAGCAGCACUAAUAGCAGCCAGGCAUAAUAAGGCAAUGCAAAGAAGGAAAAGCGGCGUACGAACUCUCUGUCAGACUCUCACGCACUGAGGCAUAACUCUCUCAUCUUUCAUUACUUACUCUUCUCUCUCUCAAACAUCCAAAGCUCCAAACCAAAACCUGUUUUGUUCCCAGUCUCUGAAGACACACAAGUGUUAGUGUUACAGACACACCAUCCAUACAAACAGAUGUUGGAAGCCAAGUGUCUCAAAAAAGCAGUGGUUCCUUCCACUUUGAUUCAAGACCCUUCUCCUGGAAGCCUUCAGUGCACACGCCUUGCUCUCCGUGUUAGCGAGGACCAAAGUUCUUGUUUUGUUUACAUUGCCUCCGGUCCCCACAUUUAUAGGCUCCACAUUGCUCUGGGAGAAUCUUCAAUCAGCGAAGGAAAAGAUAGCCUAUUGAUACCUGAACACACUGAGAUUAUUGCCUCGUCGUUACUCAGUCGAUGCCCUCAUCGUUCAGAAAUUCAGAGUAUUGCUCUUGCUGAGGUGGAGAGCUGUGGCUAUGUAAUGUUGGGAAGUGUGGAUUCAUAUGGUCAUCUCAUUGUGUCUAAACUAGAUGCGUCUGGUGAAGAUGUUGACAAGCUAACAUAUUCUGCAUUGCCUCAUGAUAAUGGUAUUGGGGAAGGAAGUUGGUCAGGACUCUGCUUUUGUCCAAAUCAAUGGUCUAUGACUGCUGUUGCCCGUAGUUUUUGCAAAACCAUUGAUAUUUAUGAUCAAGACAUCCACAUUCGCACAUUACGACCGCUUUGGUACCCUACUUCAUUAAACUUCUUGCAAGACGGAGUUAAUGGAAAUCAAAGUUCUACCUUAGCUAUUACAGAAGGAAGCCAGCUGACAAUGUGGGACUUGAGAAUGAAAGAAAAUGGUGGUUGUGUACAUCGGAUUUGUGGCAUCCCUGGCGAUAUCUUUUAUGCUGUUUGCAGUUCUUCCAAUGGUAAUGUUGCUGUGGGUGGAGCUGAUCGUACUGUGACUAUUUAUGAUCCUCGCAGAUGGUCGGCACUGUCUAGAUGGGUGCACUGUUCAAAAUAUGAGAUAACAGGACUGGCUUUCUCAACAAUUGACCCUGACUGUAUCUAUAUUCAAGGGGUUGAUUAUGAGGUCUUUUGUGGCAAAUGGAAAGAGAGCAACAAAACAUUUUCAUUUAGAGGAGACUCAAAUUGGCUUGGCUUUAGUAAGUGCUCCGACAAAGAUGUUUUGGCUGGAUGGUGUGAUUCAGGCAGCAUAUUUAUAGCUGAUGUUGCGAGUGCAAUUUGAUAAAGUGGUGUCUGUCCAGUAAUUUUCCCAUCUCUGUAGAAAAUUGUCACCUCAAUGUAUGUAUGUAACCAUGGUUGAGUUUCAUGUUUGAAGGGAAAAAGAAAAAAAGGUGGAUUUAGUGUGAUUAAACUUUAUAUGCAGUACAUGUUAUAAUGCAUUUCUAAUGCAUUAUUUUUGUGCACUGUAUUGAUUUUGUGAUGUUCAUUUUAAGUUCCUAUUUUGACAAAUUAAUUAUUGAAAUAUCAAGGCUAAUUGUAUGGUAUACAAAGAAGGCCAUUAUUGUGUUAUAUGGCAUUGAACAUGGGCAUAUGAUCAUUCAAUGAGCAGAUAGUACUUUUAAGA
Molecule: messenger RNA, 1637 nt
Organism: Glycine soja
Lineage: Eukaryota; Viridiplantae; Streptophyta; Magnoliopsida; Fabales; Fabaceae
Exons: 13
Coding region: 228-1295 (355 amino acids)
Molecular function (GO): protein binding
Source: RefSeq, a predicted model, not a curated record